Messenger RNA from Colletotrichum scovillei, 699 nucleotides. RefSeq lists its product as uncharacterized. The record is from RefSeq and is a predicted model, not a curated record. Lineage: Eukaryota; Fungi; Ascomycota; Sordariomycetes; Glomerellales; Glomerellaceae. Bases 1 to 699 code for a protein of 232 amino acids. The transcript has 3 exons.
AUGACCAGCGUUCCAGCUGUAUGUUUUGCUCAAUGUAACGAUGCCUAUAUUGAGGCGCAAGGAGUCGGGAAAGACCCUUCCUUGUGCAACAUCGUGUCGCCCUUUGCGAAAGAUCUCAUAGAUUGUCAGGUUUGUAUUGGAGUUAAUAGCAAGAAUUCGACCAGUUUUGAGGAUCUUGGGCCCGAGUUUCAACAAUAUCUGGACUUCUGCAACCAGGUACAGACGGUCACGUACGCCGCUACCAUCACAAACCUCAAUGGUGACGUUAAACUGGUGACUCUGACGAAGACAACAACGGGCCCGAUAAAUUAUGCCCCAGCCACCUCGACUCCUUCUUCGUCUACUUCGUCGCAGAGUGUAAUACCAACAGAAUCAACUUUGACAGCCCCCAAUCGAGCAUGGGUAGCCGGUCUGGUCAUUGGCUGUGUCGCCGUCAUUGCUCUUGUUACUGGUUUCUGGUUUCUCAGACGUAGGAGACGGAGGGCCAAUCAGGUAGCUACUGAGAACAAGAGCGAAGCAAACGACGAGUACACCAAGGCCCAACUUCACUCCGACAGUCUGCCUCCCAAGCCCGCCAUAGAACUCGAGGGGUCAUACCCAAAUCCCAUACCGGAGAUGAGCGCGAACGAGAUUGCUGCACAAGAAAUGUUGGUCCCGCACAGCCACCACGUUGCAGAGAUGCCAGAGAAACGUAAUUGA